Messenger RNA from Anolis sagrei ordinatus, 7651 nucleotides. RefSeq names its product family with sequence similarity 53 member B (gene FAM53B). NCBI's taxonomy places the organism in Eukaryota, Metazoa, Chordata, Lepidosauria, Squamata, Anolidae. The record is from RefSeq and is a predicted model, not a curated record. Gene Ontology annotation, cellular component: nucleus. Gene Ontology annotation, biological process: positive regulation of canonical Wnt signaling pathway; protein import into nucleus.
GAGUGGUAGCUCCCAGGCACUUUCAGUCUCCUUUGGACAGCGAGAGGAGCAGCAGCAGCUUCCAAAGCUCAUUGAGGUAGAAGAAGACUAUGGGAGAAGACAUCUCUGCUAUCUAAAGAAACAAGGAGCACCACAAUAGGACUGUGCAUUUCAAAGAGCUGGAAGCCCAUUUUGUCAAGUCAUCCAGUUUGUGAAACAGAUGGGAAUUGGCUCUGCUGGACCCCUUUUCUUGGAAAAUGCACUGAAUCAGAGACUGUGCCUAAUAUGGCUGAUUGUGAUCUUUACCUCUACUGGAAUGGACCUCAACGCAUGACUUUGUUACCAUGGUGAUGAUCCUAACUACAGCUCUGGAAAACAAAGGUGCUGAUUCUCUGUCAUGCAGAGCUGAGCUGCACACUCCAAAGAAGAUGAGUCAAGGACCCACUCUCUUUUCUUGUGGAAUUAUGGAAAAUGACAGAUGGAGAGAUCUCAGCAGGAAGUGUCCCCUUCAGAUCGAGCAGCCAAGUACCAACAUUUGGGACUGCUUGCCAGACAAAAGCAAAGAGAGCUCCAUAUGGCAGAGAGAGGCAGCUGGCACAUGCUCGGUGACCAAUUUGAUCAAAGACCUCAGCCUCAGUGACCACAGUGGCAACCCCUCUGCACCUCCCAGCAAACGUCAAUGUCGGUCGCUGUCUUUUUCGGAUGAGAUGUCUAGCUGCAGGGCUUCAUGGAGACCUAUAGGAUCAAAGGUCUGGACUCCUGUAGAAAAAAGGCGGUGCUAUAGUGGGGGAAGUGUCCAGCGCUACUCCAACGGAUUCACCACCAUGCAGAGGAGUUCAAGCUUUAGCCUCCCUUCCAGGUCAAACCCUCUUUCCUCAUUCUGUGACCAGUCGGGAUUUAGCAACAGAUUUGGAUGUCAGCCAUGCCAAGGAAUGAGGAGGUCGGCCACUUACGGACAGGCAAGCGAUAUCUGGGGCAGUGACCACAGUUCCAUAGAAAGCAGCAGGAUUGAUAUCCAGAGAUCGCUCUCCUGUUCCCAUGAUCAGAUUUCCUUUUCGGAGUAUUGCCUGCCCUCGGCAAACAGCACACCUGCCUCGACCCCAGAGUUGACAAGGCGUUCCAAUGGGCUUUCCCGAAGCCGUUCCCAGCCGUGUGUCCUUAAUGACAAGAAAGUGGGGAUUAAACGGCGGCGUCCAGAAGAGGUGAAGGAACAGAGACCUUCCCUGGACCUUGCCAAGAUGACCCAGAAUUGUCAAACCUUUAACAGCCUUAGCUGCCUUAGCACCACAGCUGACGACUGCUCUCAGAAAAACCAGUUUUCACCUGGCCUCAGCAGCACCGAGGGAUGGAUCACAACUUUGGACGUCAUGCCCGGCAGGACCCCAGCUUGCACCCCUGUGCCAGAGCCACACUCACAUGCAGAAGAAUGUAAAUCUGGCAAAGAGGAAGAGUUCUCCUAUGAGGAGUCCGAGUUUUGUGCCACAGAGGAUGAGCGGAAUAGGAAGGAAGAAGAAGAGCCCUCAUGGAGAAAUGGUGGGACAGGAGGGGAUAAUGUCUUUCAUCUGGAUGGUGAAUUAGAUAUUGAGCAAAUAGAAAACAACUGAGCAUGCAAAAGGGAUGUGCCUGUCUGCAUCAAAGCUUUCAGGAGUGGUAAAAAUCCCACCGAUGUUUGAUGCAGACAGAGAAGAGAAGCCACAUUCUCCUUCUCCUUGGCAGGUGGGAGGGAACAAGGAAGCUUUGCCAAAAUUUCAUCAGGUAUCUUGUUAAACCUUGAAACUUUUUAGAACUACUGUAGCCCACGAGGUUUUGUAAGAAAGCUUUAGAGAAAAACCUCCAGAUUACAUCAGCACAUUUUUUAAAAAGCUUUGUGGAUGUAUAAAAAACUUGAACUUUAGAAUAAUGCCUAUUUUUUUUUGAAAAAAAAUGUGUUUGAAACAGGGCUUAAGUGAAGAAGAAAGGAAAGACCAGGAAGUCUCUUGCUGGUCUUCAUUCACAACAUAGGUAGCAUGCCAUCUAGAGAGGCAGCUGGUCCAUGCUCUAUCUGAUGGCAAUCCUAAUCCACUUUCGCUUUUGGAAAGAGUGGACUAUAUUUUGUUGUUGUCGUUCUUGUCAAUGUUGUUGUUGUUGGCUGAUUUUGAUUCUGAACUGCACCUCAACUAUCCUUUUCAAAGGGGGAAAAGGUGGGUUUAGUGUUGCUCUUUGAAUUCAUAUUCCAUUGGAAUAUCUUUCAGAUUGCAUUUCUGAUGUCUUACAAAUCAGACAAAUCCUUCGCUACAAAAUCAAGCUUCUCAGAUUCAAAGUAGACUGUUCUGGUCUGUAAACGCCAUUUUUUGUAUCUGCAGUCAUCAAUAACACCACAAAAAGACAGCCAAUUUGUUUUCCCAGUUCAGCCAGAGAGACUUGUGAACAUAUGCAGGCUUUCACACUUGCAGAUGUAAAUGUGCUUUUUGGAAGCAUAGUCAAGUGAGGCAAUAUAUAUGCAGAAAAAUGAGAGUUGGUGAAUAAUGGAAAUUCUUGAGAUUAGUUCUUAAUAUCAGAAAUAAAUCAUACAUAUUUUGUGUCCUCUGUUCCCUUGCCCCACUGAAGUGGUUAACUGCAUUUUGUAUAGCUGGUCUCUACAAUCACAAUUGGCAUCUAGAUUAUUCUAUGGAUCAGCAGACAGAACUGAAGAUGACACCUUGUUUUGAUUAGUUCACACUUCCUAGGACCACAAUGAAACAACAAUAAUACAUUACACUGCAUUAUUUUCUCAAAUAUUUCCAGCUUCAUUGAAAGAUGGUAGCCAUGCUCAUACACAGUGACAUCUACAUCUUCUAGGCUGAACCUCCUCCUGAUAUAUUAUUGAUCCUUUUCUCCAUGAUCACCACUUGAAGAUACACAGAUACAUCAUGUCCUAAGACCAAAAAAAAUGCCCUCAAUAAAUAUCUAUCAUCUCAUUGUCCUUGUUUAUAGUAAGAAAAACCUUAGCAGCAAACAUGGGCAAACAGAUAUCUAGCUGGGUAGUAACUUGCCAACAGAAAGGAGAUUGUCAUCACAUCAGAAAAUCUAGUUCACAGUUGAGGGAUUGACAGUUUUCUAAUAUCAGGGUUCUGUAUUAUUAUUUUUUUAAAGUUAUAUUUCUCCAUAAAGAUACCUAAAAAUUUGGCACGGGGCAUGAAACCAGCAUACUUUGCAUAUGUCUACAAAAUGGUGAAAGUAAUUGAACAGGAGGUUAGAGCAUCUCCUCCCAACCUCCGGAGAUGUCAUUCAGUCAGCCCCAAGGGUAUCCUGCUUUGCACUUCCUCAUCAGCAGUCCAACCGGUUUGUUUUUACCUCUAAACUGUCAAAAUAUGGGUUGAACUCGAAUUGCAAGGCAUGAUAACUUUUGCUUGGCCAUUGUGAUUGGUCUGACAAACACCAAUUCUAGUUUGUAGGUUUUGAUGGAAAAGCAAAUAUGCAUUUUCUGCACGCACAUGCACACACACACACACAAAGACCUUUUUACGAAAUCAGUGCAGGGUAAGGGAGGAAAGAGUGCUAAAGCCUGAGCCUUGAUGUUAUUUGUGUACAGAGCCAUUACUGCAUUUCAUUUACAGUCACAAGAACUUAAAAGCAAGUUUGCAAUACCUCUAGUUAGUACAAAAAGAUUCACUCGUAAAUUGUUACAAAUAACAUCACUGGUGGUCACAUAUUUUCCAUCCCUAGCUCAGAUAAACAAGCAAUAAAUAUAUAGUCCCACUCAGGGUUGUUGUUGUUAUGUGAAACACAGACAAUACAUUUCUUCCUAUGAUGAGACUGAUACAAAAUGCAGUUUGAAAUACUACUAUUCAAGCAACUUCACUCCAGCAUUUCCUUCCUUUCUUUCUCUGUUUUUUUUUCUCUUUCUCUUUCUUUCAUUGAUAAAGGUGAACAAUAAGCAUUUACACUUUAGCACAUAUAACUCAGUUAAAUAAGCUGUUCACAUACUACAUGGAAUUUUGUUUUUGUUUACUUAAAAGUGGGUGGGUGGGAAAUAAAAAAUAGAGAAGUUUUUUUUAAAGCACCCUAUUUUUCUGCACUUUUUUUUCCUACUGGGGUGUAAGAUGCUUGUGGUAUGUUACAUCUCAGUAGCUUCCAUCCAAGCUGUAGCUUUACAAAUGUCUAGUCAGACUGCACAAGUUUGUGGGGUUUUUUUUGUUUAUUCUUAUGUUGAUUUCUUUUUAUUUCCUCCCUAGUUCAUACUCACAUAAUGUUCAAGCCAAAAAAUGUUGUAAUGACAUAAUCAUACCUUAAGGAGGGUUUGCUUUAAGCCUGAAUUCUGCAUUUUGGUGCCACGGCGCAACCUGGGGAACACAACUGUUAACCUUGAUCUUUCCUAGUAGAACAUGCACUGUAUGUUCACAGUGUUUGUUUGGCAUAUGCCAAGUUAACAUAGCUGCUGGUUUUCCAAAGCAGACAGGUGAUUUACUGACAAAAAGCCACCUUAGGCAUGAUUUGGGAUGGACUUCUCCAAAUUGAGCUAAAUUUCAUUCUAAUCAGACCUGAAUUUGAUUUUUUUAUUAGAUUCGUUUUUGCUCAUAUCUUGUAGUUUUGUCAUUGAUAAUGUUCAGAAAUGAAAUAAGGCUUCAAAGGUGUCCCUACUGCAUACCCUCUAUGAACCGUCUUGCUUCUCCUUUCUGCAAAAUCUCCCAGAUGGUGGGAUUUUGAUUAUGUAGUGCUAUGGUUCUCAACCUGUGGGUCCCGAGUGUUUUGGCUUACAGCUCCCAGAAAUUCUAGCCAGUUUACCAGCUGGUAGGAUUUCUAGGAGUUGAAGGCCAAAACAUCUGGAGACCACAGGUUGAGAACUACUGAUGUAAUGGCAUCCACUAUGGAAGGUACUGCUUCAUGGAGCUUCAACAGCAACCUAUCUGCUCACCACCAUAAACAGUGAGGUUGUGGUGGUGGGAUGGUGGGAGAGCUGAGAAGUUCUGAGAUCGUAAUGGUCAUCUCUAAAACCCUCUAAUUCUCAAUGUCAGCUGCAUCCCUAUGGUGGUUUGCUAUUGUUAUAAUUUCCUUAGCAUUUUUGACCAUUUAAAGAAAGAUGCUUGCAGGUUAAGCACACUGGAAGUGAAUCCAGUUUUCCCCUUCCAUUUCUCUAAUAUAAGACAAAGCCCAUGAACUUUUUAUUUCAGGACCUGGACAUCUUUUCAGCUUCAUUAUAGUGAGAAUUGACCAUGGAAAUAAUACAUAUUUGAUCCUGCCUUAGUUCUUCUGAAUUCUCAUAUAGAUAGAAAGUGUACCUUUCUUUCCUUUUCCCAGCUAUUCUUUUAAAAUAACAACACGGUGUAGCCUUUACCGUCAUCAUGCAGACCUACAUAAACUACUAUUACGAUACUUGCAAACAGUGGAUUGGAUUCAGACUGCAAUCCUAUGUAUGCUUACAUGGCAGUUAAUUGAAUUCAUUUAUAUGUUGUGUGGGAUAGUUACUUAGUUUAGAUCCCAUUGAAAUAAACAGGGUAAGAACGCAACCAACUUAGUCUGGGUUCAACAGUCCUGUUUACCUCUCAUUUAUUGCAUGCUCCUGAAGUGGCAAGACUUUCCCCAGCUUGGAUUGCAUAGAUUUCUCCAAAACGUCUUCUACUCUCUAGUGAAUGGUCAUAUUUUUCUUUAGCACAAUACUUUACAGUUGAAGUAACUAUUCCUAAUCUGAGGGUUCCUGUCACACAACAGAACUAUGGCACUAUGAUUCUACUUUAACUGCCAUCGUUCCAUGCUAUGAAAUCCUGGGAUUAACAGUUGCCCAGAUGGUGGGAUUUCAAUUAUGUAGUGGGUCUUAGCAUCCACUAUGGAGGUACUGCUCCAUGGAGGUUCAACUCAACCAGUCUGCUCACCACCAUAAAAACAACAGUGAGGUUGUGAUGGUGGGGUUGGUGGGAAAUCUGUACCCAAGCUGAGGCUGAGCUUCAGAGAGGUCUCUGAGAAGUUGCCUGGAAUUCAUAGCCAGGGAAAUCCAGUGCCCAGGUCUUUAUAGUUGUUGCAGUUGAAGUGGAAUCAUAGUGUUAUAAUUUUAUAUAGUAUAAAGGGGCACCUAGUAUCUAUAUGUGGAACCGUCCACAUAGAAUUCAUCUUGUGCCAUUUAGCUUGAUGCUUUUUGGGAAAGCGUAUCAGUCUUUUUAGGCCUGAUUUGCAUAGAACUUGAUUUAUGGCAGCUCAGUUUGCCAUUAGUUCUACAGAGAUGGCAUUUUCCUAUCCUCACACUUUAAAUUCAAAAGGGCUUUAAAACAAACAAAUAAACAAAAAAAGCUGCUACCUACAACAAGUCAAAUUCACAGAGUAGAAGAGUGCCCCAAUGGACCACUACCCAACUCUUCUAGCUGUAGAGUAGCAUUUCCACAGCAGUAAACCCUCUUUGCCUUAGUAAAGAUGAUUCACUGAAUAAUGGCCUUACAGUGGACACAUCUGCAUAGACACAAUAAUACUUACUCGCCUAAAGUUAGGCCAAGGCGAUGGUUCAUUGGAUUGUACUGCUUUUGGUUUUUUUAUGAUUUUAUGUACUGAAUUGAGUUUUUGAAAGCCUUACUUUUAAGAAAUAGAAAUUAAACAUUGUGGAUUUAUGAAUGUGUGUGUGUGCGUGCGUGUGUAAAAUAUACACACACAAAAUGAAAUGUCUGAAAUGUGUAGUAUGUGCCCCAUACGCGGGGACAUCCUCUAGAUUAUAAUAACAUGGAAGGUGUUUUGCUCAUCAGAAAAUAAAAGAAACUCAACUGGAUUACAGAGAGCUCACAUCAAUUGAAAAGUCACUGGAUCCCUCUAACAAGGAUCACUGGAUUCCUGCUGGACUUAUCAAAUAUGACACAGAUCACUUGGUUUUCUAGUAGGUAUCUGCCAAGUUCACAAAUCUAUUGCUGACCUUGUUCUGUAGACAAAUACAUUUAUUUGCUCAGCAGUGAAGUCUAAUAAACAAGGAGACAAGACCCGUGGCUUGUUUGGAGCUUGGAUCAAUCUGGACUGUGGACAUUUCAUGGCAAUAGCACUAAAUGUCGGCAAAAUCAAUAGUCCUUUCUGAGAACCAAGUUCAAGCGAAAGACAUCUGCAGGGUGCCCCCUCUUUGUCUUAGCAUGGAUGAACUUGCUUACAGGAAUUAUGUCAAGCAUCUGAAGUCAUGACUGCUCUUUGUAACAGUUCUCAUGAAGUGUUAAGAUAUAUCAUCGGAAAGGAUAUAUUUCUGGGUUUGAUUGUAAUUUUUCAUAAGGUAGCCUAUCUUUGGCGAAUGACAUUGCUUUUCAAGUGCAUUUUGGGGUGAUCCUUUUUGAAUAGGACAGGAUGAUAUUUUUAGGAUUAUAGCUGUGCUUUCCAGCAUUAAUGUUUUUUGUGUUUUUUUAAAAAACCAAUGAAUUAAAAUAUACUGAUUGGCCAAAAAGCCUUUGGGAAACCAUGAACUCUGGUAACAUUUAAUGUAUGGAUGUGGACGUGUGCGUGUGCACAAGUGUGUGUGUGUUUCUCUCUGUCACUAGUAAUUGCACAGACGCAAACAUAUUGACAAAGUCAGCUCUGUAAUUGGUGUUACAUUUGUUCAAAAUUUGCUAUUACUGAAGACUGUUCCUUGACCUGAAUUUUUUUUAAAAGACUGCUGAUUUGUACUCUCUCAAAUGACCUUAUUGCACUAUAGAGCAGCUCAGUCUCAGGAAUUUACUUGUUACUUUGACUGUGUAAAUAAAGCUUUCUGAUUCCGUAA